AUGGACAGAGAAGGUGGGAAGCCCGCGGCUGUUGUCGCAGUUGUGACUGAGCCUCGGUUUACCCAGCGAUACAGGGAAUAUCUCGAGGAGCAGAAACUCCUGGAUAGACAGCACCGCGUGGAAAAGAUGCCAGAUGGCACCGUGGCGCUACCCGUGGUGGGAGAGGCCCUCCUGGAGCAGCAUCUGUGGGAGCUGAGGAAUCGUGUGGCCCCAGGCAGCACCUGUAGGCUAACGCAGCUCCUGGAUCCUGUUCUUUCAAAGAAGGCCCAGGGUUGUUCACCUGCCCAAAGGCUGUGUCUUGAGGUGAGUCGCUGGGUAGAGGGCCGGGGAGUGACGUGGUCAGCGGAGUUGGAGGAUGAUUUGCCCCGAUCUUGGCAACGACAUGGUAACCUCUUGUUGCUGAGUGAGGACUGUUUCCAAGCCAAGCAAUGGAAAAAUCUGGAACCAGAACUCUGGAAGACGGUUGCUUCGGCACUCGGCGUCCAGCGUUUGGCCAAAAGAGGGCGGGUAUCACCGGAUGGCGCUCGAACUCCAGCAGUGACUCUGCUGCUGGGCGACCAUGGCUGGGUCGAGCAUGUGGAUAAUGGGAUCCUGUAUAAGUUUGACGUGACCCAGUGCAUGUUCUCCUUCGGAAACAUCACUGAGAAGCUCCGAGUGGCAUCGUUGCCCUGUGCUGGAGAAGAGCUGGUGGAUCUCUACGCAGGGAUUGGUUAUUUUACAUUGCCGUUCCUAGUUCAUGCUGGUGCUGCUUUCGUCCAUGCCUGUGAGUGGAACCCUCAUGCUGUAGUUGCUCUGAGAAAUAACCUUGAGAUCAAUGGAGUAGCACAUCAGUGCCAGAUACACUUUGGGGAUAAUAGGAAACUGAAGCUCUCAAAUAUUGCGGACAGGGUGAACCUGGGGCUGAUUCCCAGCUCUGAAGAAGGCUGGCCCAUUGCCUGCCAAGUGCUACGACAGGAUACUGGGGGUAUUUUGCAUAUCCACCAAAAUGUGGAAUCUUUCCCAGGGAAGAAUCUCCAGCCUCCUGGAAGCAGUGAAAUGGAGAAGGAGCUUUGGCCUUAUCCUCAGCAUAUUAUCACCAAACAAUGGAAAAAUGGAGCUAGCAGGGAUUCUAGGAGAAAAAUACUGUCGGCAGCCACCAAGCCAGAGUGGCAAAGGUGGGCGGAAUCUGCAGAAAAUCGCAUUGCCAGUCUUCUUCAGCAGAUGCAUGGGAAACCGUGGAAGACAGAAAUCCUGCACAUCCAACUGGUGAAAUCCUAUGCUCCCCACGUGGAUCACAUAGUCCUCGAUCUGGAAUGCCGCCCCUGUCCUCUAGUUGGCUAG
Molecule: messenger RNA, 1320 nt
Organism: Equus caballus (horse)
Lineage: Eukaryota; Metazoa; Chordata; Mammalia; Perissodactyla; Equidae
Gene: TYW2
Product: tRNA methyltransferase 12 homolog
Biological process (GO): tRNA methylation; wybutosine biosynthetic process
Cellular component (GO): cytoplasm
Molecular function (GO): tRNA methyltransferase activity
Source: RefSeq, marked inferred